Molecule: messenger RNA, 2796 nt
Organism: Knipowitschia caucasica
Lineage: Eukaryota; Metazoa; Chordata; Actinopteri; Gobiiformes; Gobiidae
Source: the annotation of a GenBank genome assembly
AUGCCGGCCAAAACCCCCAUGUACCUGAAGACCCCCACUGACCGCAGGGGCCGUAAGCUGAGGCUGCGGGACGUCCUGUCCGGGGACAUGAUCAGCCCUCCUCUGGGGGACGUCCGCCACAGCGCACAUAGCUCAGACCGCCCUCCACACGGGGGCGCUGAGGCACUGACGCACAGAGCUGUUUCCGGGUGCGGUGUUCAGUGUCACAGAUGCACAAACUUUAACUUUGUGUUUUUACAAAUCUGUGUGCGGUGUGCGCGCUCAGACAGAGGAGGAGAGAGGAGGACCAGAGGAGGACCAGAGGAGGACCAGAGGAGGACCAGAGGAGGACCAGAGGAGGACCAGAGGAGGACCAGAGGAGGACCAGAGGAGGACCGCAGGAGGAGAGAGGCCAAGAUGAAGUUGAACAUCGAUGGUUUGCUCGUCUACUUCCCGUACGACUACAUCUACCCAGAGCAGUACUCCUACAUGCUGGAGCUGAAGAGGACGCUGGACGCCAAGGGCCACGGUGUUCUGGAGAUGCCCUCAGGGACCGGAAAGACCAUCUCUCUCCUCUCACUGAUUGUUGCAUAUCAAAGGGCCUUUCCUCUGGAGGUGACCAAGCUCAUCUACUGCUCCAGGACGGUCCCAGAGAUCGAGAAGGUCGUGGAGGAACUGCGGAAGUUGAUGGAGUUUUACAGCAAACAAACAGGAGAGACCAACAACUUCUUGGCUCUGGCGCUGUCCUCCAGAAAGAACCUCUGUAUCCACCCAGAGGUCAGCGCCCUUCGCUUCGGUAAAGAGGUGGAUAACAAGUGCCACAGUCUGACGGCCUCCUACAUCAGAGCCCAGCGCCACAACAACCCCAACCAGGCCACCUGCCGCUUCUACGAGGAGUUUGACGCAGUAGGCCGGCAGGUGCCUCUUCUCGCUGGGGUCUACAACCUCGACGACCUGAAGGAACACGGACGCAGGAAAGGACACUGCCCCUACUACACGGCUCGCUACGCGAUCCUCCACGCCAACAUCGUGGUCUACAGCUACCACUACCUCCUGGACCCCAAGAUCGCAGACCUGGUCUCCAAGGAACUGGCCAAGAAGUCUGUGGUGGUGUUCGACGAGGCCCACAAUAUAGACAACGUUUGCAUCGACUCCAUGAGUGUGAACAUCACCCGCAGGACCUUGGACCGCUGCCAGACCAACGUGGACACACUGCACUCCACCAUCCAGAAUAUAAAGGACACAGACGCAGCUCGCCUCACAGAGGAGUACAGACGGAUGGUGGAGGGUCUGAAGGAGGCGAAUGUGGCCCGAGAGACAGACGUGUACAUGUCAAACCCUGUGCUCCCCGACGAGAUACUCAAAGAGGCGGUCCCUGGCUCCAUCCGCACUGCAGAGCACUUUGUGUGUUUCCUGCGGCGCUUCACUGAGUACCUGAAGUCCAGACUGAGGCUGCAGCACGUGGUGCAGGAGAGCGCUCCUCAGUUCCUCAAAGACAUCUUUGACAAAGUCUGCAUCGACAGGAAGCCACUCAGGUUCUGUGCGGAGCGGCUGCAGUCUCUCCUGCGGACAUUAGAGAUCUCAGACAUCGCAGACUUCUCGGCCGUCACGCUCAUCUCUAACUUUGCGACUCUGGUCAGCACCUACAGCCAAGGAUUCACCAUCAUCAUCGAGCCGUUUGAAGACCGCACCCCGACGAUCGCCAACCCAGUGCUGCACUUCAGCUGCAUGGAUCCCUCCAUCGCCAUCAAACCAGUUUUCCAGAGGUUUCAGUCGGUCAUCAUCACCUCAGGGACGCUCUCUCCUCUGGACAUCUAUCCACGGAUUCUGGACUUCCGACCCGUUACCAUGGCGUCCUUCACCAUGACACUGGCCCGGACCUGUCUCUGUCCCCUGAUUGUGGGUCGAGGGAAUGACCAGGUGGCUCUGAGCUCCAAGUUUGAGACGCGAGAAGACAUAGCGGUCAUUCGUAACUACGGCAACCUGCUGCUGGAGAUGUCCGCCAUCGUCCCGGACGGCAUCGUGGCCUUCUUCACCAGCUACAUCUACAUGGAGAACAUCGUGGCCUCCUGGUACGAGCAGACCAUCCUGGAGAACAUCCAGAGGAACAAACUGAUCUUCAUAGAGACUCAGGACGCAGCAGAAACCAGUCUGGCUCUGGAGAAGUUCCAGGAGGCCUGUGAGAACGGCAGAGGGGCCAUCCUGCUCUCUGUGGCCCGGGGGAAGGUCUCUGAGGGCAUCGACUUUGUUCAUCACUUCGGUCGAGCGGUCAUCAUGUUCGGAGUUCCCUAUGUUUACACACAGAGCCGCAUCCUCAAGGCUCGGCUGGAGUACCUGAGAGACCACUUCCAGAUCAGAGAGAACGACUUCCUGACGUUUGACGCCAUGAGACACGCCGCUCAGUGUGUGGGGCGGGCCAUCAGGGGCAAGACGGACUAUGGACUCAUGGUGUUCGCAGACAAGCGUUAUGCUCGGGCUGAUAAAAGAGGGAAGCUCCCUCGCUGGAUCCAGGAGCACAUCAGUGACGGGAGCCUCAACCUCACGGUGGACGAGAGCGUGCAGCUCGCUAAACACUUCCUCAGGCAGAUGGCCCAGCCCUUCAGACAGACAGGUGAGGGGGGGGAGGCCCUUCAGACAGGUGAGGGGGGAGAGGGGGGGGAGGCCCUUCAGACAGGUGAGGGGGGAGAGGGGGGUGAGGCCCUUCAGACAGGUGAGAGGGGGGUGAGGCCCUUCAGACAGGUGAGGGGGGAGAGGGGGGUGAGGCCCUUCAGACAGGUGAGGGGGGAGAGGGGGGAGACAGGCCCUUCAGACAGGUGA